AUGGCUGCUUCCUUGAGCUGCUCUUCGAUUCUGCGUAUUGGAGGUGAUGCGAGAAUCGGGAGCUCACGAGCUUCAAGCUUCACAUUCCAGUCUCAGAUUUCUUGCGGGAUUCAAAGGGAUGAUAAUGGACGCCGUAUUUGGCGGAGAAGAACACUGACGAAGAAGGACGAUAUGUUGCGUUACAAGAUGCAAAGAGUUCCAUUUGUGGAAGAACAAGUGAGGAAGAUCAAAGAAGUUGGGAAAGUCAUGACAAUGGACAUUGAGAGGCUGCUUUUGAGCGCAGACAAUCGAUUUGAGUUUGUCAACAGCGUAGCAGCUGAAGCAACAGAGUACGUGGAGAGAAACAGAGACGAAUAUGGAGGUAGCAAAAAAGCCAUCUUUCAUGUUCUGAGCAACCGUAUGAAUGAUAUUGGGUUUGAUCGUCCUGAGGCUUACAUCGAAUCUGAUCCUUACAAACCCGGUCCUGGCUUCUUGAAGGAGUAUUACACUUGA
Molecule: messenger RNA, 492 nt
Organism: Microthlaspi erraticum
Lineage: Eukaryota; Viridiplantae; Streptophyta; Magnoliopsida; Brassicales; Brassicaceae
Source: the annotation of a GenBank genome assembly